Amborella trichopoda is the source of this 1311-nucleotide messenger RNA. The record is from RefSeq and is a predicted model, not a curated record. NCBI's taxonomy places the organism in Eukaryota, Viridiplantae, Streptophyta, Magnoliopsida, Amborellales, Amborellaceae.
AUGUCGGUGGAGACUAUUCUUCUUUUGCCCUAUAUGUCGGUGAGAGCAUUUUCUUUAUUUGAGGAUAGUACCGAGGAUCCUUUGGCAUAUUCUGCUGAUGAUGGAGGUAAGAUUGAAGAUGUUGAGCCCCACACUAAGAACCAGUUUUUGAACCAUGUGGGGAAUCUUUCAAAAAUAGGUAGCCGGAACUUGGACAACGGAAAUGGAUCCUGUUUCCAUAAGGAUAGCUUCAUAGUACUCUCUGGUUUUUACACCAUUGGUUGGAGUGAUGGAGAUGUAAUUGAUUGCAUCGAUAUUUACAAACAACCUGCUUUCGAUCACCCUCUCCUUAAGAAUCACAUUAUUCAGAUGAGUCCUAGCUCGUACCCGAAGGCGGCAUCACCAGAGACUGAGAACUCAAGAGACGUAAAGGUCGCAAGCUUUCAAUUAUGGAAUAAUUUUGAAAAGUGCCCAAACGGUACAAUUCCAAUACUCAGGACGCAAAGAAAUGGUGGGAAGAUAAGCCCAAAUGCAUAUCCUUUUACUGUAAAUGAUAACUCCGAUAACUACGGCGAUCAAACUGCUGAGUAUGCUGGAGCGAUCACGAAAAAUUUUGCUUUCUAUGGAGCAAGCUCAGAGAGCUAUAUUUGGAAUCCGCAAGUUCAAGUUUCUACAGAGUACAGUGGUGCCGGAACAUGGCUCCUUAGUAACAGAGGAGCCGUUGUCAAUGGAAUUGCUGCAGGAUGGAUUGUGAAUCCAGUUCUCUACGGUGAUACAAAGACCCGCAUCUUUAUAUCUUGGAUAAUUGUUGAUUCUAAGACCCCCGGGUGCUAUGACCUUUCAUGUCCAGGUUUCGUUCAAACAAGCUCAGAUAUACCCUUAGGUACCGUUUUGACACCAGUUUCAGAGUAUGAUGGAAAUCAAUAUGCCAUUAACUACUCCAUUCAUAAGGACAACAACACCGGGAACUGGUGGUUUACACUGUUGACUGCACUGAAAAACGAGAUUCAUGUGGGUUACUGGCCUGCAUCCAUAUUCACAAGCUUAUCGGUAGCCAAUAGGGUUUUGUGGGGCGGCCAAGUUUCAAAUUUAAAGACUGGUGGGGAGCACACCUCCACACAAAUGGGCAGUGGGCACUUCCCUAAAGAGGGAGACAAGAAAGCGGCUUACUUCGGUUCUGUGAGAGUACUAUUUAGUGAUGGCACCUAUGGUACUCCACUCGUUGACCCGUUUAGAGACCAUGCAGCAUGCUAUGAUUCUGAUAUGGUUGGUUCUUAUCAUCCGGAUUCCUUUUACUUCGGAGGACCUGGUAGAAACCCAACCUGUAUUUGA